AUGAGGGGCAUUGGGCAUGGGGAGGGGUGGGGGUGGAGUUGCGAGUCCUUGAUGCCGUGCGUCCGUGAUGGGGGUGAAGGGGGUGAAGGGGGUGAAGGGGGUGAUGGGGGUGAAGGGGGUGAUGGGGGUGAAGGGGGUGAUGGGGGUGAAGGGGGUGAUGGGGGUGAUGGGGGUGAAGGGGGUGAUGGGGGUGAUCCGGGUGAACCGGGUGAUGGGGGUGAUGGGGGUGAUGGGGGUGAUGGAGGUGAAGGGGGUGAUGGGGGUGAAGGGGGUGAUGGGGGUGAAGGGGGUGAUGGGGGUGAUGGGGGUGAUGGGGGUGAUGGGGGUGAAGGGGGUGAUCCGGGUGAUCCGGGUGAUGGGGGUGAUGGGGGUGAUGGGGGUGAUGGGGGUGAUGGGGGUGAAGGGGGUGAUGGGGGUGAUGGGGGUGAUGGGGGGGAUGGGGGUGAUGGGGGGGAUGGGGGUGAUGGGGGUGAAGGGGGUGAUGCGAAGCCGAGCUUGAUGCCGUGCUUCUCAUAG
Closterium sp. NIES-65 is the source of this 516-nucleotide messenger RNA. NCBI's taxonomy places the organism in Eukaryota, Viridiplantae, Streptophyta, Zygnematophyceae, Desmidiales, Closteriaceae. The record is from the annotation of a GenBank genome assembly.